UAGGUAGUAGGUGCAUUGGGUAGGUCCGCCUAUCCAAUGCACGGUCCAGCGCCUUUCUAUUCUAUAAUAAAUUUACAGUCAUAAUCUGAGGCCGUGUUCAUAAUAAUAAUAAUAAACUAUCACGAUAUUCACUCACACAAGGAUUACUGUAUUAGUGUUCGCGUUUACGAUAGUAUAGUUGCUAUUCAGUGUUCACUGUUCACAUUUCACCAGUCACUUACGACACGGUCUCGUCGAUAGACGUCUACACUCCUUUAGUACGUCGGUUAUAUCGUUACACACAUCGUCAUCCGUUGUUAUUAUUUGUUCGUAUUCACAGGCUUAAACAGUCGUGAACCACUUGCGUUUUAGUCGUUUACGGCCGAAUCGAACCGCUCAUCGAAAUGGCUGCCGGUAAAGUAUUGGUGUACGGAGGAAAAGGAGCGUUGGGAUCGACGUGCAUAUCGCUACUUUCGUCCCAAAAAUAUUGGGUCGGAUCAAUAGACUUAACACAAAAUGAAAAUGCAAAUGCCAAUGUGAUAGUGGAACGUGAUGCUACAAUAUUGGAACAAGAAUCUCAAAUUUUGAAGGAGCUUGAUUCCGUUUUAGGAUCUGAAAAAUUAGAUGCUGUAAUAUGUGUUGCUGGUGGUUGGGCUGGUGGGAGUUCAAGUUCUGAUGAUUUUGUAAAAAAUACUGAUUUAAUGUUAAAACAAAGUGUCUGGAGCUCAGUAUUAGCAUCAUCUAUUGCAUCUAAGUUCUUAAAACCUGGAGGUAUUUUAGUAUUGACUGGUGCUAAAGCUGCUCUAGGUCCUACCCCAGGAAUGAUUGGUUAUGGUUUAGCCAAAGCAGCCAUACAUCAUUUGACAAAAUCAUUGGCUGAUGAAAAUGGUGGUUUACCAACAGGAGCUCAGGCUCUUUCAAUACUGCCUGUCACCCUUGACACACCUAUAAAUCGUAAAUGGAUGCCUAAAGCUGACACUUCAACUUGGACUCCAUUAGAAUUUGUCGCAGAGUUAUUUUCUAAAUGGAUCAAAAAUGAAGAAAGACCUCCAAAUGGUUCACUUGUCCAGUUAAACACAAAGGAGAAUAAAACAACUUUGGACAUUGAAUAAUUUA
This is a messenger RNA of Rhopalosiphum maidis (corn leaf aphid), 1095 nucleotides long. It is a transcript of the gene Dhpr, whose product is annotated as dihydropteridine reductase. Gene Ontology annotation, molecular function: NADPH binding; NADH binding; 6,7-dihydropteridine reductase activity. Lineage: Eukaryota; Metazoa; Arthropoda; Insecta; Hemiptera; Aphididae. Gene Ontology annotation, biological process: L-phenylalanine catabolic process; tetrahydrobiopterin biosynthetic process. Gene Ontology annotation, cellular component: cytoplasm. The coding region runs from base 384 to 1091 and encodes 235 amino acids. The transcript has 5 exons. The record is from RefSeq and is a predicted model, not a curated record.